UAGUGAAAGCACACUGAGACAGACGGAAAGCGGAACCUUUAUUGUAAGUGUUGGAGUCGGACGUCAAAAGGUGACGCACCACAGUGACAGGCAGCAAUAUGGAAGAGCAGGAGAUGCAAAUAAAAGUAAAGAAAGUAACGGAUAAGUUCACUGAAAGCAUGUAUGUUCUUGCCAAUGAGCCCUCUGUGGCAUUAUACCGCCUUCAGGAGCACGUCCGCAGGUCUCUGCCAGAGCUAGCACAGCAUAAAGCUGAUAUGCAGAACUGGGAAGAACAAAGUCAAGGGUCAAUAUACACAGUGGAAUAUGCCUGCAGUGCUGUCAGGAGUAUGACAUUCAGCAGUGUUCACUUCAAGAGCGUUGAUGGGCUUCUUAAACAAGCCAUCAACCUGAAGCAUCAGCUAAAUGCAGUUCAUAGUCGGCGGUAGCUUCUGUCAGAGACUUUAAGAACACUUCCUCUUCCCUGCACCUUUAAUUUUUAGAUAUGUUGAACUGAAUAAAUUGUGAGGGAAAAUGUUCUUCUACAGAAUCAGCUUAUGAAAAACGCAAAAAUUUCUUGCUGCUAUUCUCCUUUAAAAAAUAAUAUAGCAGCUACAGGAAAUCAAAAGAAGCAGAGAGAUUUGGAGGGCAAAUUGUAUAAAGAAAUGUAAAGUGUUUUAGUAAACCGUUUAUAAAGAUUUCAUGUAGACAGUGUGAAAAUUCUAACAAUUUAAACUGUAAACAAAAAAGGUAAAUAAAGUUAUGGACAAGUCUUGAUGAUUAUAUUGUGAAAUAUAAUAUUACAACAUGUUUAUGAUGAUGUUUAGAGAAGAAAGAUAGUUUUCUAUAAAUUAUCAAGAUUGGUGCAAAUUAUAAUAGAGCAGUAAUUCACAGCAAACAUUCUGACUUACCUUUGAACAAUCUUUUACAAUUUAAAAAACAAAAACAAAGACAUUAGUUGCUAUGGGUAACUGCACUGAUGCAAGUUAGCACCUUUGUUAAAUAAAUAAAUUAUCCCCAAGGUCUUCCAUAGCAAAUGUUCAUUUGGUUAACAUAUAUAUGUAUGUAAAUUUAAUUUAUUUGUAUGCCUUUUACCAAUGCAUUCAGUGAAACUGUGACUUUUGUGCUCCUUUUUUUUUAAGGAAAAAAUGAAUGAAUUUUAUUCAUUGUUUGCCUGCUAUCAUUACCUUCUUAUUAGACAUCAUUAAUGUCUACAAAGUGGUAAUUACUUUUACCAAUUUUCUUUAAACUAAAGGACAGAAUUAUUCUUUAGGUUAUACAGAUGUGUAUAUUGUUUCUUGAAAAUUUGAAUGAAUAAAGUGUUCAUGUUAAAUUCCUUUUCCAUUCAUACUUCAAAGUAUGACUUUUCAAUGUUUUCUCUGUAACAGAAUGAAAAACGUAUUGCAUGGAAAAAUAACACAGUAAACUAUGACAAUUUUAA
Messenger RNA from Xenopus tropicalis (tropical clawed frog), 1417 nucleotides. It is a transcript of the gene borcs8, whose product is annotated as BLOC-1 related complex subunit 8. Lineage: Eukaryota; Metazoa; Chordata; Amphibia; Anura; Pipidae. The transcript has 4 exons. The record is from RefSeq and is a predicted model, not a curated record. Gene Ontology annotation, cellular component: lysosomal membrane. The coding region runs from base 99 to 425 and encodes 108 amino acids.